This is a messenger RNA of Penicillium angulare, 768 nucleotides long. RefSeq lists its product as uncharacterized. The record is from RefSeq and is a predicted model, not a curated record. The transcript has a single exon. Lineage: Eukaryota; Fungi; Ascomycota; Eurotiomycetes; Eurotiales; Aspergillaceae. The coding region runs from base 1 to 768 and encodes 255 amino acids.
AUGCCCGGCCUCAGUUUACAAUCUGGACCAUCAUGGCUUCCAACUCCCGAUCAAUUAGGCUUGGUAGUCGCCAGAUACAAUGAACCCCUUGACCCAUGGGCUGAAGUGGCAUCCAACACAUAUCUCUACGUUAAAUCAAAUAUCAGUCAAGCCAGCGAUAAUGUAUCGCACGAUUCAUUCAGACUUUACGAACAACUACCAAACGAAGGUCGAGAAGGUCAAACAUACUGCCACCAUAUUUACAAUCAGUAUGAUUCGCUCCAGCCCAUCGUGAUUUUCUCCCAGGCAGACCCUUUCGAUAUGAUCGGUCCAGAAACAAACACUACCCAGCAAAUGGUCGAGAAGGCUCUCCAGAAGCCCGAACCCGAGUACGAUCCUGUGACAAUCUAUAAUCACAAUCUUCUCCACGACCUGGCACAGUGGAGCAAGAUCAAUUGGUCUUCUCCAGAGGAAUCGUAUUGGAUCACGGCCAAUCAGCUGAAGUCCCUAACAUAUGCUCCGUAUGACAUGGCGACUUUCUGGAAAACCAUCUUCGGGGUACAGCAUCCUGCUGCAGUGAAGGUGUUGCAUGGUGCUAUUUUUGCAGUGAGACGGGAAGCGAUUCUGCAGCACCCUAAAGAGCUGUAUAAGAAUUGUUUAGAUCAGUAUACCGUCACAGGGAAGGGAGCUGUGAACCCGGAAGUGGGUUUCUUCAUGGAGCGGAUAUGGCUUGCCUUGUGGGGCUCUCAAUACUGGUUAUCUAAUUCGUCGACAGCCGAUCGAUUGUGA